Paramacrobiotus metropolitanus is the source of this 4417-nucleotide messenger RNA. Its product is annotated as atrial natriuretic peptide receptor 1-like. Gene Ontology annotation, biological process: intracellular signal transduction; cGMP biosynthetic process; receptor guanylyl cyclase signaling pathway. The coding region runs from base 1022 to 4186 and encodes 1054 amino acids. Gene Ontology annotation, molecular function: protein kinase activity; guanylate cyclase activity; ATP binding. The record is from RefSeq and is a predicted model, not a curated record. NCBI's taxonomy places the organism in Eukaryota, Metazoa, Tardigrada, Eutardigrada, Parachela, Macrobiotidae. The transcript is spliced from 23 exons.
GAGCAGGCGAGGGCCAAGCGACGGAGUAUCUACGCUGGCUGAUUAACAUCAGAUUCAACACGGGAAUGUGGCUUCCGUCAUGGAAACAGCACCGCUUUCGGGAUUUAGACGAAAUGUUUAUGUAAUUAGGUUCUCCAUUUCCGCCGACUGAAGUUGUGAAAAAAUAAGGAAUUUCUUCUGACUUUAUUAUAGAAAACUUGUGACUGUUUUAAACGCUUACAAAUGCAGCGAUUACGUCAAAACGGGAUAAUCUCAUUAUUAGUCGUCUAAUUUAUUAGAGUUGGGCAACUGAAUUUGAGUAAUAUUUUUGAGAUUACAAUUGGAGAGCUGCAUAUUCAAAAAUGUUAAUUCGGCUCUCAUAUUAUAUGUGGAUGAAUACGUGUAUACGUGUAUCAUGCGAAUGUAAAGAUGAUCGACCUUUAUUUGCACAAUUACAACAGUUUUACCUGCCUGUAGAUUUAAUUUACUGCGUUAGCGGAUACUGUGUGCGUGAACAAUAUGUAUCUGCACUUUGAUUUCCGCCAGUACAAGAAUGCGCAGAUCAAGUCACGAUCAUAAUAUGGCCAUUCAAGGAACAGGAAGCGACUAUCAACCGAUUUCCGGUGCAGCGAAACCUUCCAGACCUUCCCAUGACAGGUAUUAAUUUGGAUCAUUUGCAACACCCGCAUCAUGUCCAUCCUGCAGAGGCAGGAAAGUCGAUGGUGUAUAACUACUAUGUACUCGUGUAGGUGUAUUCUACCGUGCUUAAUUUUCGUUUAAGAAUUGGCUUCAACGGCCUAUUACUUCAGCAUACGUGCAAGCUGAUGAUUAUUGCAUUGCAACGAUUGUUUCAAGACACAGCUAUCUGACUAUUCAUUGUGAUGUUACCUGUUAUUUAUAGUUUUGCAUAAAUGCACACUGAUAAGAAGUACCUAAAGAACAUGUUACUUCAAUUUCUUGUCUGAUUGUCGAUCUGUUCAGGGUGUGGAUACAAUUUUUUUCGAAAAUCAGUUUAAUUCAAAUAAGGCAAUAACUAAUCGGCAUGCGCAGCGUGAUUACCACGGCAGAUGCACUGAUAAUGCAACAUCUUUUUUGCUUGCCGAUAAGUAGUUUAUGUGGAUUAUUUACAAUGUUUUAUAUGGUGCACGGAUUCAACGUCAACUUGGUAACCGUCAUUAUCGGAAACAAUCCGAUCUACGGAUUUUAUGCUCAACAGCCGGCCUAUGAUAUUGCUUAUACUGAAUUAAAAAAGCAAUAUCCUUUAGUUUUUGAGAGGUACAAUUUGAUUCGGCAUUUGAUCUAUGAGAAUGGAUCUUAUAUUUGCGACAACGCUGAAGCAAAAAUGUUUACCGUGGCUGGAGAGUUGGAUAGACUUAUACGAGAACUGGAUGGUUUUACAAUUUUGCUUUCUCCCGGAUGCAGUAAGGAAGUUGUCGCAUUGGGAGAUUUUGCCAGAGAGUGGAAUGUACCUCUGAUGGCAACCAUUGCGGGUGAUAAAUCAUUGACCAACAAGCAGCGCUUUCCCACAGUCCUGGCGUAUGGCCCACCGGAUCAUCCCAGCUUAGCACUGGCUAACAAGAAGUUAUUAGAUACGUUCUCCUGGAAAACGUUGACGUUCUUUUGCGAUACGUUGUCGCAGUACCCCGGUCUGAAUGGGUUCUAUGCUGUGGCGUGUGUGAACUUCAAAGACGCCCUCGAAGUGGAUUCCUAUAAUAUUCUGAAGACCACGUUCGACUCCGUAAGCAACAGGACACACUACGGCAGUAUGCUCCGCGAAGCAAAAUCUCGCAGUCGAGUCAUACUGGUGUUCUCGAGGCCAAGUGUCUUAAGAGAUAUAAUGAUCGAAGCGGUUCGCGAAAACAUGACCAAUGGAGAUUUUAUCUUUAUUGCUCCAGUCGUAACGAAAGUACCGACCCUGGGCAGCAUCUCAUGGGAAUAUCACGACAUGUUUGACAAGGAAGCGUUCGACGCAUAUCAGUCAGUAAUUUUGUUGAGUAAUCCGAAUGCGGACUGGGGCCGUAUCAGUGAUCUCGUGGAAAACAUUAUUAACCAUACGGCAACAACAUAUCAACAUCCGCUUAAAGAAGAUGAAAAGCAAAACGAUCUGACCAUUGCCGCAUACGAAGUGAUGUCCACGCUAAUCAUGGUAAUGAACGAUUCAAUAGAUCAAAUGGAGAGAAUGGAUGGCGUAUUAUUCUGUCAAAAAUUUCAAAACCGGACAUUUGAUUUAGAAUCUAGGAGUUUUUUUAUCAACCAGCAAGGCAUGCGGACUAGUGAUGUGAUAUUGUAUCGACUUAAUACUUCGAGUAAAGAGUUAGAGCCGGCAUGGCAUUAUUACUCGUCAAAAAAUCAGUUUGCUGCGGUCUCCAGUUUGGCAAAGACUUGGCGCGGUAACAACGGUCCCCCUAGGAAUCGUCCUCUUUGCGGCUUCCUGAAUAAUCAGUGUGAAGAUAACAACCUGAGGAACGUGGCCAUAAUUGCCGGCUCUUGUUGUGGGGGAUUUAUUGUGCUGCUGGCUGCUAUAAUUGUGUCCUACUGCUGGUAUUAUGAUUGGAGAGACAGUCGGUCUUUGUGGUGGCUCUUGCCAGACAAAGCACUCAAUCCGGACGUCAGUGGGUUUCGCAUUCCGAAUUCGGUGACCCGGCAGACCGAUAAUAUUCACGAUUCCAAUAGCGUAGUCCCGGAAUAUCUACAACAAAAACUGCGAUUUUACGGUGAUGAAAUCGUUUGGAUAGAACACUGCGCUUGCAGUAUACCGUUUAACAGUGUCAUUUCUUCCAAAAGAUUACGAAACAUCGUGACUUCCAUCAGGAAUUCUACUGCACAGGAAAAUGUUGCGAAAUUUUACGGAGCAAUCGCUAGCCAGAAUGAUUUGUGCUUUGUGUGGCAAUUUGGCACACGGGGAACAUUAAGGAUGCUUUUGGAUAAACAUAUAUUCUCCUUAGAGAUCGACCUGCAAAUAUCCAUCAUGUGGGAUGUAUUACGGGGCCUGCAACAUAUUCACCUUUCACCUUUGCAUUAUCAUGGAUGUCCUUCUACGAUCAUGGCCAUCAUCGAUAAGCGGUUUACUAUAAAACUUUGUGGAGCCGGAACAACAUCCGCCACAAAGCUGCUCACGAGACGAAAUGUUGCUAACGAUGACAAUACACUUCAGUUGUGGUAUAGUCCGGAAAUGGUGGUGCAAUCCCGACUUUCGGGAUCAAAAGAGAGCGAUAUGUACAGUUUAGGAAUCGUGUUGUACGAAAUUUUGUCACUCCACUGUCCAAUGGAUGUCCUGCUGGAUGAUGGUCCGAGCGUUCGAGCUGCGAUAUCACAACUGCGCCAGACUCCAAACAUUGCCCGGGUUCAUCUGGAUGCUCUAAAUCAGAUACCAAGAAACUUUCGAAAUUUGUUGGGCUCAUGUCUGGACGCGAACCCAAAUGAAAGGCCAAGUCUACGGAAAUUUAUCAAUUUAACAGCAGAAUACUUCCCGCCGAGCAAUAUACUUAUCAGCAUGAUGAAUCGGUUGCAACAUUAUUCCGAGGAUUUGGAGAUUAUGGUUUAUAACCGAUCACAGGAAUUACUGGAUGAACGCGAAAAAGUUGAUGCAUUGCUGAGAGAAUUAAUGCCUGUGAGCCUCGUUACGAAACUUCGCAAUAAGGAAGAAUUGUUUCCGGAAGUGUUCGAUUCCGUUACCAUUGCGUUUAGUGACCUUCCUCAGUUCGAAAACAUUUCAAGCAUCUGCAAGCCCAUUGAGAUAGUUCAUUUUUUAAAUGAAAUUUAUUCAAAAUUUGAUGUCGUGAUUUCCAAAUUUGCGGUAUAUAAAGUGGAAACGAUUGCUGACUCAUACAUGGUUGCCAGCGGGGUUCCCAUAAGAAAUAUGGUAGAGCAUGCAAAGGAGAUUGCCAGACUCGCUAUUAAACUGAUCGCAACAGCGGCCAACUCAUUUUCACCUGCUGAACGCAAUCCUGUCUGCUUACGUAUGGGAAUACACUCAGGGCCUUGCGUGGCUGGUGUAGUUGGCUCCCUCAAACCGCGGUACUGCCUUUUUGGUGAUACAGUUAACACAGCCAGCAGAAUGGAAUCCCACGGCGAAGGCUCGAAAAUUCACAUCAGCUCUGCAACCAAAGAUCUCUUAGACAGUUCUUUCCUUACAGAAAGCAGGGGCUUGCUGAACGUAAAGGGAAAAGGAGAAAUAUCGACCUUUUGGCUCACUGGAAGGGUGUAAUAUAAUAUUUGCGGCCGCCGAAAGCUAUAUAAUGCUUUUCUUGGAAUAAAUAUGUUGUAUGUGUUUUUAUAGCCGCAAUAUUUAAUAACUGGUGGACCACAAGCCACACAAUGCUUGCCUUACAAAUUACAGUCUAAAAACUUUUCUCUAACUGAAUGUGUAUCUAUUGUAUAAACAAGCACUGGAUGUAAAUGCUCCAGACUUAUAUAUUACUUACCUAAGGCUUCCGUU